GGAUUCACUGACACUUAUUUAGUUGUUUUCCGGCCGAGCAACUUGAAGGUUGUACAAUGCGAUCUCAGUGCUUCAUUUUGCUGCUCGUUUGGUUUCUCAGCCAAACCGAAGCUAAGUCUAAGGUUUCCUGUAAGGAUGAAGCUGGAAACGAUGUAGAUUGGUGGCACCUUUACAAGCUGCCCAAGCACUACCAGCACAACGAUUUGGGCAAGGACACCAGUGGCUUGAAGUACCUGUACGUGACCAGCCAGAACUACGACACCUGGCAGAUGUCGGGAAAGUUCAUUAGUGACCCCCUAUCGCUGCCUGCCCAGACCCUAAACCCCUUGAACGCCGAUCCCAGCCACACUCUGCUGGCCGCCUACAACGAUCAGCAGCCGAAUGGCACUGUUUUCAGCAGCGGUGGUCAUGCCAAGGGAGUGGUGGCCAGUGACGGGGAGACGGCUAUUUGGAUUGUCCACUCGGUGCCCAAAUUUCCCACGCUUCCGGACUACAGCUACCCCACUUCCGGCGAGCAGUACGCGCAGAGCAUGCUCUGCGUCACACUGAAGGGCGAGGAUCUGGAGAAGGUUGGUCAGAUUCUGGUGUACAAUGAACCGCACUUCUACUACCAACGUAAUCCGCUGGCCACUCGCUCCGAUGAGCUGUUCCCGAGCCUGGAAAGAGCUCUGCAUGGUCAGUGGCGGACGGAAACACCGUUCCAGAAUGACUUGGAGGUGCGCAGCUUGGACGGCAAGAAGUUCCGGCUGUUUGGCAAGAGUGGACGCGCCAAUGUGGAGCUGUACGCCGAUGUGGUCGCACCCACUCUGGAUGUCAGUCUUUUCGUGGAGGCGUGGCGCGACGGUGCCGGCAACCUACCGAAUAGCUGCGAUAAGUCCGACAAGAUCCUCAACGUGGAGUCCAUUUCCAAUCCGGAGCUAUCGGUGGACUUUAAGACUACCCAGGAUCACUCCAAGUGGGCGGUAUCUCGCCCCACGGGCAUUCUAAUCUACCAUUGGCGAGUUGGCGGCGGAGAUUGGAUUUGUGUGGGCGACAUCAACCGGCAACAAGGUCAGUUGCACCGUGGUGGUGGAACCGUGUGCCACAAGAGCGCCAGGGUAUCCAAUCUGUACCGCCAGCUGGUCGCCAACUACGACAAGUGCGCCGAACAGGAAUAGAAUCUGGAUUUACAAAGACCAUUUGUAGAGUUGCGUCAAAUAUAAAAUAAAAACUAUUUUUGCAUUACUUUUAAUGCAUAAAAGAAAAUGAAA
Messenger RNA from Drosophila simulans, 1250 nucleotides. RefSeq names its product plancitoxin-1 (gene DNaseII). Lineage: Eukaryota; Metazoa; Arthropoda; Insecta; Diptera; Drosophilidae. Gene Ontology annotation, molecular function: deoxyribonuclease II activity. The record is from RefSeq and is a predicted model, not a curated record. The transcript is spliced from 2 exons. Gene Ontology annotation, biological process: apoptotic DNA fragmentation. The coding region runs from base 57 to 1157 and encodes 366 amino acids.